Molecule: messenger RNA, 654 nt
Organism: Lingula anatina
Lineage: Eukaryota; Metazoa; Brachiopoda; Lingulata; Lingulida; Lingulidae
Source: RefSeq, a predicted model, not a curated record
AUGGCUAAAAUAGAGGAGAAAAAACUCCCAAUUUUGGAUGAGCUAGACAAACCAGGCAUCACAAAUGAAGAAGUGGAGAACUUGCAUGCAAGAUGGGCCAAAGAUUACGACAAGGAUCUCGAGGACCUCAACCAUUAUGCACCAGCUAACAAUGCUAAUAAGGUAGAGAAAGCAUUGAAAGACAAAAAAGACGCGCUUAUUUUAGAUGCCGGCUGCGGAACUGGUUUGGCAGGAGUAGAACUUACAAAGCGUGGUUUCCACAACCUCCACGCCCUGGAUGGGUCAAGUGAAAUGCUUGAGCAGGCAAAACAGAAGGGCAUCUAUAAGAAAAUGAUGUGUGCCUUACUUGGACCAAAUCGGUUGGAUAUCCCGGACAAUACAUACGACGCAGUUGUCAUGUGCGGGGCUGUUGGUUCUGGACACGUGAACGGAAGUUGCUUGGGGGAACUCAUUCGCAUCGUUAAACCAGGCGGCUACGUCGUCGUUGACACCCUUUUCAAGUAUGCCCAUGACUGUGACUACCAAGGCAAGAGUUGGGACGAAAUAAUUGACGGCUUCCUUUUGACCGGACGCUGGGUCACGGUGACCAGACGCCUGGUGGAGAAGUCGUUUAACUCUCUGGACGGGAUGCAGUACACUUUUCAAGUGAAGUAA